Adineta steineri is the source of this 801-nucleotide messenger RNA. NCBI's taxonomy places the organism in Eukaryota, Metazoa, Rotifera, Eurotatoria, Adinetida, Adinetidae. The record is from the annotation of a GenBank genome assembly.
AUGAUAGGCAUCCACCGAAUUUCUUUCAACCAUACAACAUUCUCUCGCUUUCAAAACAAUCCUGCUCAAGUUCGUGUCCUUUGUUUAGUUCUUACCGCACCAAAAUAUUUUGAUACUCGAACACGAGCAGUACAGUCUACUUGGGGUCGACGAUGCGAUGGUCUAUUUUUUAUCACAGAAUCAUCGAAUAAUACUCAAGGCUUACCUAUAGCACCGAUUGCCAAUAUUACACCUGGCUACGAGCAUUUAACGCAAAAAGUCGUUUUAGCGUUACAAUAUGCAUAUGAAUAUCACUUCAAUAACUUCGAUUGGUUCGUCAAAGCUGAUGAUGAUACUUAUAUUUUUAUGGAAAAUAUGAAGACAUUUUUGAGCAAACAGAACACCUCUAAACCGGUCUCAUUCGGAUGGGUUUCGAAGAUUAAAGGCUAUCUCCAGGGCGGUGCUUCCUAUGUAUUAAGUCGAGAAGCACUGAAACGUUUCAAUCAAGGUCAUCAAAAACCUAAUACAAUGUGUCGCAAAUAUGAAGGUGAUGAAGAUAUCGAAAUUCGUGCAUGUCUUCGUAGUGAAGGUGUGUACAUGGGCAACUCGCGCGAUGAAAAAAAUCGUGAACGCUUUCACCCUCUAAACUUCUAUAGUCAUUUCGUCGGUCCUAUACCAGAAUGGUAUAAGCAGAGAGCAGCACGUUGGCCUGUAACUAGUUACGAAUGCUGCAGUGCAGAUGUAAUAUCAUUCCACUACGUUCCUUGGAAUGAACAAUAUUUAAUUGACUCAAUGUGGUAUCGAUUUGGAAGUGCAAGAUAA